Musa acuminata AAA Group (dessert banana) is the source of this 2807-nucleotide messenger RNA. Its product is annotated as ethylene-responsive transcription factor ERF098-like. Gene Ontology annotation, biological process: ethylene-activated signaling pathway; regulation of DNA-templated transcription. Lineage: Eukaryota; Viridiplantae; Streptophyta; Magnoliopsida; Zingiberales; Musaceae. The coding region runs from base 2190 to 2573 and encodes 127 amino acids. The record is from RefSeq and is a predicted model, not a curated record. Gene Ontology annotation, molecular function: DNA binding; DNA-binding transcription factor activity. The transcript has 3 exons.
UUUUCGCGUAGAAUGCACUCAUUUUUUUGGGUUCGUAAAACUAUGGGCGUCUCGUCUCCUUUCCCCUCCUCGCGCGCUGCGCCCGCCGUCUGGAGCUUGGAGGCAUUCCUCGAUCCCGGUGACAAGCGGCUUUCUUGGCUAACCUAGUUGAUGACUCGUUUCCGUCGGGUGCGACGUCCACGGGUGGACCCCUGGCCUUCGGCAUCGGGGACUCCAUUGGGCUCGCCAGGUUCAACAACAGCUACCUUGACCGAGGGUUCCGGCAGCGGAUCUGAUGACGGACAUAUGACUUAUGCUGCAGCUCUCCAACCAAGCCGGUGACGGACAGGCGGGUUGAGGCGUUGGUCAAAACUCGGGCGGUUUGUCUGGGUUUUAGGGUUUCGAUCUUGGAGCAUCCAAUCGGGAGGCUCCGGUGAGUGAGUGGCAAUGGGUUGCCGUCCGUUCUUUAAUGUGACAAGGGAUAUAUCUCGCGGUGUUCAUGGGAAGAGGCGCCUCUUCAAGGGUUGCAUACAUGGAGAUAAUAGCAUCACUGUACAGUGAACGACUUUGAGACUGCUCUAUGUUUGCUGGGGAGGGGAUGAAUCACGCCAUGAUAAAUGGGAUACAUAUAUCUCAACGAUGAUGGUGAUGUCACUUCUCUUCGAUGAAAUGGUUGAUCAGGCUAAUCUUUGUUUGGAAAUAGCAGCCGAGAGAAUCAAGAAAAGCACUCUUGUGGUUGGAUAUAUCUAUGAUAAUCUGGGAGCAAACUACAUGGAGACGAAUUGGCUGCAAUCAAGUGUACAGAUGCUUUUAGUUGAAAGGAUAUCACGGAUGUGUAAUUGGUCAUAUCGUGUUCUGCUGAGAUGUAUCAGAGCCUUGCUAUAGAGGUUGCAGAUCUGCUGAGCUAUUAAGGACUCACCUUGCAAAGUUGUGUCGACGCCAGUAUUCCUAUCUUGUGAUGAUUUUACAGCAAUCAAUCAUCAGAGAAAUCCAUCUGCAGCAGCCUACAGGCACGAACAUCUGGUGGCUCCUGAGGGUAUCAGCACCCAUCACGACAGAGAGACAGAUGACAACGCGCCAUCUCAACCUUCACAUAUAUGAGUUGAUCCAGUAAUCUGAGUCUUGUGGAUCUCGUGGUAUUUUCAUCGUAGAAAUAUAUAUCUCUACAUACAUGUGAAAGAAUUGGUAUAUUCAGAGCAUAAUGAACAGAAUUCUUUCAUGCCACUCAUAGAUGAAUCAGAUAAUGCCCUUUUUCUUUGUAGUUGACAUAAUCCAUCCUCUGUCCAUUGUUCAGUUCAUGGAUAUGGUUUUGCAUACCGUUGACUCGCCGAAUCUUUCCCUUGCUGUAUUCCUCUCCUCUGUAGACUGUGGUUCUUUCUUGAUGGGACCAGGUAAUCUAAUUCACCAGUUGUCUUAAUCUUCUCUCACCAGGGACCAGAGAAGAUGCUGCUCACCAGGUACGUUCUCUCACCCCAUGGGCUGCUCGAAUCCUUGUCCAUGAUCGAGCAUAUGAGCUUUUAGCCAUAUCCAAUUUAUACACUUGAUUUGGCAAGAUAAGAAUGCCUUCUUUUCUUCUUCUUUUGUUGCAAGCUUCAUCAUGGGAAAUGGAGCAUGAAUCCGUCAACGUGUGAGCUCAUUGGUGAGGCGGCUGCUGCGAGCUUUCCGUCUCCCCUCUGAUCGACAAAGGCCAACCAAUCCACUUCGAUCCCACCCACCUGGUCGCGUUCACAACGUUACAGAGCUCAACUCCUGGAACAAGAGAGCCAACAAACCUGGAGCAUCAAUUCUCUUUCCAGCCACUGGUUUCUUAGCGAGACACGAAAAGAACAGAUUGGCGCCUGGACGCCACAAGUUCCAUCAACCCUGUGCAUGUACAACGCAUAGCCAAUACCCACCACGAUGUUGAAGAAGAGCACGAGGGUCAAAUCCGAGGAUUAAAUUACACACGCCUCCCUUUUGUGGCACUUUUAAAUGAGAGGGAAUACGACCCUUCCGAAGCCAUCGCUCCGACUCAUCUACGUGCAUCGAAUCCAUCCCCCCUCCUACAACCGUCGAUUUGCAUAUCGUGGAAUUUGGACCGUCUGAUUUUGAUUCGAUGCUGCCGCAGUUGGAGAGGAUCCCACAUUCUUCCUCUGGACCCACCGCUUCCCUCCAGGUCUAAGAUCCCCAGGCAACCCAAAGCCGCCUUCCACUGUGAGCUGCCCACCCGCAUGGGAGGAGGCGGAGAGCGGAAGGAGGGCGACGAGGCCAAGUACCGCGGCGUCCGACGCCGGCCGUGGGGGAAGUAUGCGGCGGAGAUCCGUGACCCCAGUCGGCACGGCGCCCGCGUCUGGCUCGGCACCUUCGGCACCGCCGAGGAGGCCGCCCGUGCCUACGACAAGGCCGCCUUCCAGAUGAGGGGCGCCCUCGCCGUGCUCAACUUCCCCGACGAGGUCGUCCAUUAUCGCGGCGGCGCAACCUCCUCCUCCUCCUCCUCGUCGGCCACGGGCCGACCUCGCAGGAGCGCCACCACCGGGAAGCAGGUGAUCGAACUGGAGUGCUUGGACGACAAGGUGUUGGACGAGCUUCUGCAGUCGAGUGAAGGCUUCAAGUAAACGCUGUGCAACUAUCGAGUCCAUUAAAGAGUCUAAUCUUAAGCUUCUUCGUAGUAGAAAGCUUCUUGUGUUACAUAAAUGCUCAAGAUUUGAUGACAAUAAGAAAGAGUGAGAUGCGGUAGCUUUUUGGAUCCAAUAACUCGGCCGAGAUGUUCUCUCUCGAGGCCAACUGGUCGAAGUUACUGUAUUUGACCUUCAUGAGAAGGAAGAUAGCAUUGACUUCUUAUGUCUGCA